Silurus meridionalis is the source of this 1555-nucleotide messenger RNA. Its product is annotated as olfactomedin-4-like. The transcript has 5 exons. The record is from RefSeq and is a predicted model, not a curated record. NCBI's taxonomy places the organism in Eukaryota, Metazoa, Chordata, Actinopteri, Siluriformes, Siluridae. Bases 82 to 1356 code for a protein of 424 amino acids. Gene Ontology annotation, biological process: signal transduction.
GUGUGUGUGUGUGUGUGUGUGGGGCUACAGUAUAAACGCUCCAGGAAAAGUUGAGAAAGUCGAGACUCGCAGAAUUUGAUCAUGAUCCUGCUCAUCCUGCUUCUUACCACCACUGGGUGUGGCCAGGCUCAUACUGUUAAUGGCCAGGAAAAAAAUGGUGCGUGUGUGUGUAAGGUGAACAGCACACUCUGGGCUUUUCCUACUGCCAAGUUUGAUGUUGUGACAGAACUGCUGCAGAAGUGCCAAGACUCAGUGCAACAUCUCCAUGCACAGAUGGAGAAGUUCCAGUACCUAAACGCUCAGGGUCUGUACAACGCUCUACACGUAAAGCAGCUUAGCCAGGAGAUCCAGCAGCUGCAUGACACCAUAAGUAAUGUACAAACAAGUACAAGGGAGUCGCAGCGGAUACGUACAGAGUUAAAGAACUUAAAGAAGGAAGUGGAUCAGAUGUACACGAAGAAGGUCUUCAACCUGGAAACAACGAGGGAAAAGCUGCGCUCACUUCAUAACCGUGUCCAGGCUUGCAAGACCAUACCACAGGAAUUCAAAAGUUCUUGUUCUCAGCACAUAAUGAUAAAUAUCAGUGCUCCAGUGGUCACUAAAAUGAAUCCAUUUAGUUCGUCCUACAUCUCUGGAGCGUGGGGUCACGACACUGGCCUUAAAGAGAGUUACUGGAUUCAGCCUCUAGCCAGCAGCAACAUGAUGGGCAUCACUGUGCGCUUCUACCAGACUUAUGAAGACUUCAUGGCUGGAACUAACUACAAAGAUGAAGUGGUGGCUAACUCAUACACUCACAGUAACGCCAUUCAGGGUCCAGGCACCAUCGUUUAUAACGGUGUAGUGUAUUAUCAGUGUUAUUACCAGCCUGAACUCUGUGCCUUUGAUGUCAAAACAAAUAAAGUCAGACGUCUCGCGCUUCCUGAUGCCGGAGUCAACAACAAAUUUCCCUACUGCUACUACAGCUGCUUGGAUUGGACCGAUAUCAGCCUUUCGGCUGACGACAAGGGCUUGUGGGUAAUUUACGCCACGGAAGCAAACCACGGGAACAUAGUGGUGAGUCGAGUGGAUUUCAGUAACUUUACCGUAACACACACCUGGAAGACACGUCUGUUCAAGCGCUCGGUGACCAACGCCUUCAUGGUGUGUGGGGUGCUUUACGCAACUCGCUUCAUAAACACCUACAAAGAAGAAGUGUUCUACGCCUUCGACGUGACCACAGGGGCCGAGGACAACAUGCUCUCGAUCCCUAUGGAGAAAGUAGCAGCAGGCGUUGCCAACCUUAACUACAACCCCAUAGACACGAAGCUCUACAUGUACAAUGGUGGCUACAUGCUCGCCUACCAAGCUUACUUUUAAAAACAUCAUGUCUCUUCGCUUUCUUCGUCUUACUUCUUUCAGAGUGGAAAAGCUUUUUCUUAAGCAUUUACACCCUUAAAAACAGGAUGCAAAUCUUGCACACUGCAAAUUACGCUUUCUUAGUGUAUCGAAUUGUAAUAGAACUGUAACGUGUGUUAUUAUAGGCUUGUUAAAGAAACAAUAAAUAAUUAAUAUCUGC